AUGAGCUUUCAGCCAACCUCAACAUCCUGUAGCCCUCCUACCACCACCAGCAGCAACAGCAACAUUCUGCAAGACUUGUCACUCCUCGAGAAGAAGCGCAAGGCCAGGCUAGAGGCACUUCGGGACUUGAACAGUGCUUUGCUAACGGAGACACUCACGAGACUUCGGGGGAAAGCCCAGCAGCUCCAGGACGACAAGUGGAUGUACCAGGACGUGCAGUGA
Molecule: messenger RNA, 222 nt
Organism: Peronospora matthiolae
Lineage: Eukaryota; Oomycota; Peronosporomycetes; Peronosporales; Peronosporaceae
Source: the annotation of a GenBank genome assembly